AUGACCCCCUUUGGGCCUGCGGUCCCAUGGCCCAAGGCACAAGACCAUUUGACUUCCAACCACAGUGGAAAUUCAGUCGAAUCGAUCAUAUCACAGAUGGAGGAAAUGGGAGCUCAAGUCUUCCACUCUCAGAAAGGGAGAUGUGCAAACAUCUCAUGGGACUACUUAUCGGGGAUAGAUGAUAUCAAACAAGAAGUCGAAGAUACCAUCAUGCUGCUCAUGCUGCAUCCUGAAAAGUAUGCCAGAGUGAUCUCGGGAACCCGUGCAGAUUCGUCGGAGAACAACCGCCCGAAGGCAGUGCUCUUUGAAGGUCCACCAGGCUGCGGAAAGACAACCAUGGCGAGAAUGAUAGCAAACAAAGCUGACAUCCCUAUGAUCUACCUGCCGCUCGAAGCUGUUGUGUCCAAGUGGUAUGGGGAAGCAGAGAAGAGGCUCUCAUCGAUCAUGGACCUGACGGGCAAGCUGGCUGAUCUAGAUCGGAACAAAGGAGCACUUCUGUUCCUGGAUGAAAUCGAAGCACUAGCUGUUUCUAGAGAUGGUGAAAUCCAUGAAGCAUCGAGACGAAUGCUCUCCGUCCUCCUCAGAACGAUCGAUGGCUUUCAGACUAAGGACGGCCUGAUUGUGAUAGGAGCGACAAAUCGAGUGGGUGACAUCGACAGCGCACUGCGCAGCCGUUUUGACGUAAGCAUCAAAUUCGAUCUCCCGGAUGAGCAGAGUCGCAAGCAGAUCGUUGCAAGAAUGACCAGACAUCUAAGUGGUCUGGAGCAGCAGAAGCUUGCUCAGCGAAUGGCUGGUUUCUCAGGCAGAAAUAUUCGUGACGUUUGCGAACAAGCAGAACGCAGAUGGGCAGCGAAGAUCAUUCGGGGAAAAGCUCCUGAAGAUCAGCUACCGCCUAUGGAAGAGUAUAUUUCUGCCAUUCAAUCACGCAUCAACUCUGGUCUGCAGUGA
This is a messenger RNA of Guillardia theta CCMP2712, 948 nucleotides long. RefSeq lists its product as hypothetical. Gene Ontology annotation, molecular function: ATP binding; ATP hydrolysis activity; proteasome-activating activity. Lineage: Eukaryota; Cryptophyceae; Pyrenomonadales; Geminigeraceae. The transcript is spliced from 4 exons. Bases 1 to 948 code for a protein of 315 amino acids. Gene Ontology annotation, cellular component: proteasome regulatory particle, base subcomplex. Gene Ontology annotation, biological process: proteasome-mediated ubiquitin-dependent protein catabolic process. The record is from RefSeq and is a predicted model, not a curated record.